GAAAUAUCAUCAUAGGGCAGGCGUUAUAAUAGAGGAACCAGAAAAAAGACCCCACCUUCCAUCAAACUCUUCUAUACGUAUAUACUUUUUGCCAGCCACCCUAGUUUUCUACUAUUCCAACAUACACUUUCUUCCAUAAAUCCUUGUUUUUGUACUUAAAAACUUUUUUGUGGAUCAUCACAUCACAUGGUCGAUCUUGUUUUAUACUGAGAUUUGAAUACCCUUUCUGUGUUUAUCAGACAAUUAGAUCUCCUUCUCACUCACACGGAGUGCACAUGGUUUUUCAGGCUCUUUCUAAGUAGACAGAGCCGUGAAGAGAGCCCUUUUUUCUAUAAAAUCUUGAUCUGGGGUUUUGCUGGUAUUAUAUUAUUUUCUGAUCUUUAUUAUAAAAAAGUUUUAAUUUUUAGUCAAAACCCAUCUGAAUUUUCGCUUGCCAGCUCAAAGGAUUUUGAACCAUGAUCUCUACAGUGAAGCAAUCGGCUUUUACAAUCAAUGGGUGUGAUUUUAUUCGGUCAAAGUCUCAAUCUUUGGCUUCUUCACGCCGUAUCUCUGUACUUCCGCCAUUACCGGCGAUGAAGUCUCGCCGGAGCUCCGGUGUAUCUAUUUCUAAGCCUGUUUUUGUUUCUUCUGUUGAGAGUUUUGGGGGUUUGAAGAGAUCUAAUGAGAAAACUGAUAGCGGUUUGGUUAAGUGUAAGGCUUAUGAAGCGGAUCGGGCUGAACCGAUUGAAGGACCUGAAUCGAAAACGGAGGUGGCAAGGAAGAUGAAGAUCGGUGUUUAUUUUGCUACUUGGUGGUUUUUGAAUGUGAUUUUUAAUAUUUAUAAUAAGAAAGUGUUGAAUGCUUUUCCAUUCCCUUGGUUAACAUCAACUUUGUCACUUGCUGCUGGUUCACUUAUUAUGUUGAUUUCUUGGGCUCUAAGAAUUGCAGAAGCUCCUAAAACUGAUCUUGAGUUCUGGAAAACUCUAUUCCCGGUUGCCGUUGCACAUACAAUUGGGCAUGUGGCAGCUACAGUGAGCAUGUCAAAGGUGGCAGUUUCAUUCACUCACAUCAUCAAGAGUGGUGAACCUGCUUUUAGUGUUUUGGUUUCAAGGUUCCUCUUGGGAGAGUCAUUCCCUACCGCCGUUUACUUAUCUCUUAUCCCCAUCAUCGGUGGUUGUGGUCUUUCUGCUCUUACAGAGUUGAACUUCAACUGGAUUGGUUUCUCGGGGGCUAUGAUCUCGAAUGUGGCAUUUGUCUUCAGAAAUAUAUUCUCCAAGAAGGGUAUGAAGGGGAAGUCUGUUAGUGGGAUGAACUACUAUGCUUGCUUGUCUAUGCUGUCUUUGUUGAUUCUCACACCAUUUGCCAUUGCUGUUGAGGGACCACAAAUGUGGGCUCUAGGAUUUGAAAAGGCUGUAUCUCAAAUUGGUCCCCAGAUCGUCUGGUGGAUGGCUGCCCAGAGUGUAUUUUAUCACCUCUACAAUCAAGUUUCAUACAUGUCUUUGGAUGAGAUCUCUCCUCUGACAUUUAGUAUUGGAAACACCAUGAAACGUAUAUCAGUAAUUGUCUCUUCCAUCAUUAUCUUCCGUACACCCGUCCAGCCAGUCAACGCUCUUGGAGCUGCCAUUGCAAUUCUUGGAACUUUCUUGUACUCACAGGCAAAACAAUGAAGAGUGGAAUUUGCAUACUGCAUUAGGGAUAAAAGACGUUGAAGAGAACCUUGAGGUGUUGCGAUAACGUCUCUCAGGAUCCUCGGUCUACCCUCACUUUGGGUUGAGCAUGGAACUUAUGAGUAUGUAGAUAGCAAUAAUGAGUUAGAAUUAACUCAAAUCCUAUAGAGUUACUAAGGCUGGUUUCCCUGUUUUGUUAUUAUUCGUAGAGACAUCAACAAGUGUACUAAUAAACUGAAUACUUGGUUGAGAGUGGUAUAAAUUAGUUUAUUUAAGCAUAAACCUUGCAGAA
Messenger RNA from Solanum tuberosum (potato), 1938 nucleotides. RefSeq names its product glucose-6-phosphate/phosphate translocator 1, chloroplastic. The coding region runs from base 456 to 1646 and encodes 396 amino acids. Gene Ontology annotation, cellular component: membrane. Gene Ontology annotation, biological process: transmembrane transport. Lineage: Eukaryota; Viridiplantae; Streptophyta; Magnoliopsida; Solanales; Solanaceae. Gene Ontology annotation, molecular function: transmembrane transporter activity. The record is from RefSeq and is a predicted model, not a curated record. The transcript is spliced from 5 exons.